GAGACUUUUCCUGUCAGCGGAUCCGGCUGGUCCUGCCGGCGGGCGGUGGGGCUGCACCCCGCCCCGCCGCUGCGCCGUGGUGCGCCGGGCCGGGCCGGCGGGUAGCGCCGCGCCGCGCCAUGGGGCUGCUGGAGCGCCUGCGGAAGGAGUGGUUCAUCGUCGGGAUCGUGCUGGUCAUCGCGGUGGCGCGGCUAGAGCCCGCCGUCGGCGUCAAAGGGGGACCGUUGAAACCAGAAAUUACCAUAACUUACAUUGCUGUUUCAGCUAUAUUCUUUAACAGUGGACUCUCCUUAAAAACUGAGGAGCUGACAAGUGCUUUGAUGCAUGUGAAACUACACCUUUUUGUCCAGAUUUUUACCCUUGUGUUCUUCCCAACAGCAAUAUGGCUCUUUCUUCAGCUAUUAUCAAUCACACCUAUAAAUGAAUGGCUUUUAAAAGGCUUGCAGACAGUAGGCUGCAUGCCACCUCCUGUGUCUUCUGCAGUAAUUUUAACCAAAGCUGUUGGUGGAAAUGAGGCAGCUGCUAUAUUUAAUUCUGCUUUUGGAAGUUUUUUGGGCAUUGUAAUAACUCCACUUCUGCUUUUGCUUUUUCUUGGAUCAUCCUCCUCUGUGCCUUUUACAUCUAUAUUCUCGCAGCUGUUUAUGACUGUUGUAGUGCCCCUUAUUAUUGGACAGAUUGUCCGAAGAUACAUCAAGGACUGGCUUGAAAGGAAGAAGCCUCCAUUUGGCACUAUCAGCAGCUGUGUGCUCCUGAUGAUCAUCUACACAACAUUCUGUGAUACUUUCGCCAAUCCAAAUAUUGACCUUGAUAAAUUUAGCUUGAUUUUAAUAGUGUUCAUAAUAUUUUCUGUUCAGAUGAGCUUCAUGUUUCUGACUUUCCUCUUCUCUACAAGGAAUAACUCUAGUUUCACACCAGCAGACACAGUGGCUAUCAUUUUCUGUUCCACACACAAAUCCCUCACCCUGGGGAUUCCAAUGCUGAAGAUAGUAUUUAUGGGUUAUGAGCACCUAUCCUUAAUUUCCGUCCCCUUACUCAUCUAUCAUCCUGCUCAGAUUCUUCUUGGCAGUCUAUUGGUACCAACAAUAAAAUCUUGGAUGGUUUCUAGGCAAAAGGCACUGAAGUUAACCAGGCAGCCCAAAGCACCUGUGAAGGUAUAAUUACGGAGAUGGCCGUCACAGUGAAUGUAUAUAUGUACUAUACUGUACACACAGACAAUUGAGACAACUGGGUAUUUGUGAAUGUUGCUUCAGUGCAUAUUUUAUUUUUAUAUAUAUAUAUAUAUUAAAAAGAUACCUGUUAAGUGCCUUACAGAUGCAUUUUUGGCAAAAGCAUUGUUUCCAGAAGCUACUUUGUUGGUUACUGCAAGAGGUUGUACAGUAUUUUGGAGUCCUUUAGGUUUUAUUUUUCUAACGGAGUGAAUGGUCAUGACUAACAGCUGUUUCUUCCAUUGCCCCUGCUUUUGAAGCCAGGGUGCACCAGCUGUAAGACUCUGUUUUAAACUAGCCAAAAUGACCAGAAGCUUAUCCCACUGCUGGCUUACCCUGGGGAAGAGCUUUCUGAAGGUUUUUUUUCCAAGAUUGACUUGAAUUUUUGUGUGACUCUGUUACACUCCCUAGUCAUAUGACUGUGACAUGCCUUUUUCUUCUGAGUUUGUGUAUACUCAGCAUGGGGCCAUCCAUUGGAUAGAAGCUGAGAAGCAUGAAUUAUUUGCAUUUGUUGACACAGUUGUCUAGACAUUCCUUCAAAGUUAAUGGUUUCUCAAGAAAAUUCUUUCAAUUCCAUUGUAUGAUAUUGUGCCAUUGUAUAUCUUAAAUGCCUCAUAAGCUUCUUCAAAGAAAUGGUCUGGUGCUUGGGUUAUGAGUGAAGUAUUUGUGUUUGCAGCUAGGAGAUCUUUUAUAAUUUACCCCUGAAGAACACAAAUUCUUGUUUUUCUUUUUUCUUUUCCUUCCCCUGAUGCAAUGCAUGGAGAUCCGCAGUGACAGAAUUUAGGAUGCUAAUAUUCAGCAGAGCCUUUAUUGUAGUAAGCCAAGCUAUGUUUUCUAUAUUGUUGCAUUGUUAAUGAAUAAUAGCUUGUGAGGACAAGAAAGUUGACAAUUUUUUUUUUUUUCCAAUUAAAAGGAUUCUUAUAGCAACAGCAACGCUGUCUUAGCUGAUUUGACAAUCAGUCACAACUUUUUUAAAAAUAAAAUGUUACUCUUUUUAAUAAACUUACAUGAAAAAGAAUACAAGAUACUAUUUCUAAGAGAAAGGAAUACAAGCAUAUACUUAAACAUAGUCAGCACUGCAUCUUGUCCAGGAGACUAAGAUGCCAGAAGUGUACUCUAGUCCAGACUCUGAAGUGUGCCCAUCCACAAAAACUAUGCUGGCAAUUGUGCAUUAAAACAUUAAAAGGAAUGAAAGAAACAAGUCAAAGUGGGAUCAAUAUAAAUGCAGAAGUUUCAUGUGUGGCAUGGUUAGCAUUGCAGUUAAUCGUGCAACUGAGUGCAAACACCUAGGAGCAGAUCUUUAGCAGAUGUAAAUUAUCAUACCUCUGAUAAGACUACAGCCAUUUACACAAGCUAAAGAUCUUUUGUAUGACAGUAGGCAUGUGAAAUUCGUAUCCUUUUGCCUUUGUGAAAUAAUCUGUGUUUGGUUUACCUAGUCUGUUAUUCCUAGUCCAUUACUCCUGUGAACAACAGGAAAGUAAUCUGGUACCAAUCAUCAGUGCUUUACCUGAUGGCCAGUCAGUGCAAGACUGCUCUGUUGUCACCCAUGAGAAAAACAACUGGGAGCUGACAGCAUCACUUUGUUCAGCAUUGUCAUCACCAAUAAAAUGACCAUGUAACAAAGGUACACUGAGGUGGCAACAUGCUGGAUUCUUGUGUUCCCUGGCAGGGGAUCAGGCUGUGCACACUGAGCAGGUGGCGGGGCUGAGGGACCCGUGUCCCCUAGGGUUGCACUCUGCUCUCACCAGCCAGUGAUGCCAAAGGGCAGUGGGCAGCGAGCUCACGCUUUUGAUGAGCACACCCGGAGGUAGCACAGUCACAUCCACCAGCAGGCCAACCUGUCAGGUAAUUGGAGAGAAUAGCGUGCGUGUUCUUGGACCAAAUUCAAGGUUCCCCUUCUUUAAGCCUGCUAGCCAGUAACUGGCUCCACAUGAGGAAAAAAAUCCUUUGGGCUUAAAAACCCUCCUUGCAACGGAGAGUUCAGACACAGGACGGUGUGGUUUUGUUUUGCUUCCAUAAAUCUGAACUUCCAGAGUACGUAAGGACUUAAUCCCAACCCCCACUGAAACUGAUGACUCUUUCUGUGGGUUUUGAGUGGCAAAGCAACAGGCCCAGAAAGAGUGCUUGCUUCUUUUAAGGAUAUAGGAAGACUUCAGGCAUACAGUAACGUACUGUGGUUGUGUCAAUGCUAAGUAGUCAGAUCACUGCAAGUACCCUUACUGAGCUACCUCUGCGUACUGAACCUCCAACUUCAGUGCAUCCAACAACUUGCUUAGAUCCACUGAACACAUCCUUUUUUCUUCAUUGAUUUUUUUUCUGUGUUACAGAAUAUUUCAAACUGGUUUACGAUGGAGUUUUGUUAGAGCCUUUACAAAGUCCUUGUUAAUUGUUUGGGGCAGCCUAAAUGCUGUGUAUGAGUGUUGGAGGUGUUAAUCUAAAGGGAAUAUAAAGCAAAACUGAAAUACAUAUUUUAAAUCUGUACUUCAUUAUGCAUAUCAAUUCUGUUAUGUUUAAAGACUGUUAAGAUGUUUGUUUUAUGACUUGUUAUUAUGCCUACUUGUUAUUAUGUCUUUAAUAAACAGAAUGCUUUUGAGUUUAAUUUUGUUAGUAGGAAAACAAGAUAAAAUUACUUAACCUGUAGGUCAACUUUUACCUCUGUUACCUGUGUUUUGUUCUUUUGUGGGUAAGCUUUUAAACCGUUUGCUUGUUCUUAAAAAAAAAAAACAAUCUGUGAACUGUACUGAAAUAUUUUAUGAACUAAAUUUGGGGAAAGAAAAUCCUCAGAAUACUGCAAAUUAUCACUGACUGAAAAUUAAUUAAUUGAACUCCACCAGUUUUUCAGUAGAGGGUUAGAACAGUUCUGAAUCUUUUCAACUUCUUGGCUUUAAAUCUGAGGGAUAUCGGCUACUGAACAUAAUCAGGCAAAACUGAUGGUAAAUGAGAACUUUGCCUAUAUUAAAACAUAAGGAUUUUCUUGAUCAUCAACACUUCUUACCUUCUGUGUAUCUGUACUCCCAUCUAAUGAUAGCAGAGGAAAAAAUGCCUGAACAAUAAAAGAGCACUUCAGAGGUCACAGGGAAUCCUAGCACUUUGUGUUGAGUUACUCAAACAUUUUAUUUCCCUUUUUUGUGCACUAAAUUGAGAAGCUUUUGAUGACCUCAGUAAUAGGUCCAAGAUAAAUCACUUUUUAUGUAGUUAAAAUCAAAACUGUGGUUGUGUUUUUUCUUAUAAAUCCUUUAGUUAAUGCAAAUAGGUUAUAUGACAGAAAAGGCAAUCUCAGCAGAUGCUGCACAGUUGUGCUUGUUCACAGAGCGAAAGGAGAGUGAUCCAGCAGCUUGAUUUUACAGAAGUAGUCCCCUACGUUAUUCUGGCAGUCAGGGAGAGAGGAGCCAUUAGUUUUAUUUGUGUAUGGUUUUCUGUGGAAAUAUCUUGACAGCAGGAGGUUAGAAGGCAAGAUGAAAUAUUGUCUGUCUGCAACCACAUUUAUUUAUUUGCAAGUGCAUAUGUGUAUAAGAGAUGAGCGGUUAUAUAUGUAGAAAUCAUUAGAAAGGACCAAGUCCCUGGUAUACAUUUUUUUUGCAAGACUGCAUAUGGAGAAAGAGCUACUUUUUUGAUGUUACUCUGACAUUAAAAAUGAAAUUUCAGACAUUGAA
Molecule: messenger RNA, 4858 nt
Organism: Falco peregrinus (peregrine falcon)
Lineage: Eukaryota; Metazoa; Chordata; Aves; Falconiformes; Falconidae
Gene: SLC10A7
Product: solute carrier family 10 member 7
Exons: 12
Coding region: 120-1157 (345 amino acids)
Cellular component (GO): plasma membrane
Source: RefSeq, a predicted model, not a curated record